AUGUGGCUGAUAUGGUCAUGCAGUGCUCUGGCUGCAUUGGACGGGUACAGUCAGCAACAGGACCCUGAGCAGUUCCAUAUCCAGACCGACGAGGACGAUGAACGUUACUUCUUAUACCAAACUCACAACGGGCAGUAUCGCAAAGAGAGAAGGCUGAAAGAUGGCUCUGUCGUUGGUACGACGGGUUGGGUAGGCGCUGACGGUUUCCUGCGAUUACAAGACUACAUCGCUGACGACCAAGGGUACAGGAUCUAUAAGUCGAAAACUGUUUACGUAGGAUUGAAUCGACCAAUCUCGGAGUCAAUGAAUAUCGCAAAAACGGCACCAACCGAUUCUGGAUUAGGUAUAACGCCUGCUCCUCCAGUACACCGAACAAGUGCACCGGCCCAUGGAACCACCACCCAACGUCCAGCGACAUCUACCACCACGCGCCCGCUAUCAUACACCGAUGAAAUCUCUAUAGCAACUACACCCUCAUACGAUCACUCCACCUCGACCCCUCACGUCGAAGUAUCCCCAAACUCAAUAGACGCAUCGACGGCGCACUUCGGACCGACCGUUCCUACAACAACAGCAGACACCCCGCCCUCACACCCCCACGACUACGAAAACACAAACACCAUCGAAGACAAUUACUACGCCAGCGACAGCACACCCUACAGACGUUACGACGUGUACAAUCCCAACUCGUACAGGCAUGCAGACGAAUGGUCUCGUAGGUACCAGUCCGGCGGGCGGUUCGGCGACGGCUACACGCCGCAGUUUCCCCUGUACGAUGGCAGCGCCAACAAGGGGAGCGGGUUCCGCUACUACCUCCCGAAACAGUACCACGAGGAGGCGACCCAAAAUGCGGACGAGAGGAUAGGGAGCUUCGGCUACGUGGACCCGUUCGGCAUCCGCCGCGUCAUAUAUUACAACACUUCACCCGGCGAGGGAUUCCAAAUACGAAAAAACAACAGAUACGUAGGCCACGACGCGACCCCUUACGAUCCCAGGCCCCUUCAG
Iphiclides podalirius (scarce swallowtail) is the source of this 1005-nucleotide messenger RNA. Lineage: Eukaryota; Metazoa; Arthropoda; Insecta; Lepidoptera; Papilionidae. The record is from the annotation of a GenBank genome assembly.